UUUUUGACAGUGUUUCACAGAGAAUUUGUGCUCCUUACCUCUCAAAUAUAUUAAGUGUAUAAUCUAUGUCCUUACCUCUACCUACCUUCCGAAUGUAACUAAACGUUGCAAAUCAACACAAAUACAAUUUCGAAAUAUUAUCUAUGAAAUCUACAAUGCUGUAUAAACACCUUAGGCUUUAGGAAACAGUUUUAGAUUGUAUUUUUUUUCGUAAAUGAAACAUAAAAAUAGAUGAAGAAUCAGCGCAAAUCAUCCACAGGAAUCAUGAGGAAAUAUUACCAACUUAUUCUCAUCGUCAUCUGUCUGAUCAGCGUAGUAACGUUACUCAUAUACCGCCACGAAUACUACCGGCUUCGUUAUGUAUUGGAAGUGCUUAAUUUCUUUGGAAAACCUGGACUGUCGGAGAUCGAAUUUUGCGGACCCGGUUUCAACGCUACAAUGCUAUCAGAAAUACUUAAGAACUCAUCCAUGGAGAUAAGAGAAACGCCACCCUUGUUUCAACAAAUAGAUGAAAACUUUUAUGCAUACACAUCAUUCUUGAAGUCAUAUCAAAAAUAUAACAAGUUGACCCCAUCCGAUGUACACAAUAUAGAUACGAUAGUAAUCGGUAAGGCGCAGAGUGAACCCAGUUUCCGCUGUAAUAUUUGGUUUGACAACAAUAAUAAACCCAAAGCAGGAAAAUUCAGUUAUAGAGCUAUCACAGAACCAGUUGGUGAGUUCAGAGUUUAUGUCUUCCAAUGUUCACUUAACAAGAAUUUAGGUAAACCUAAAGGAGUAAGUUUUUAUGUAAAUGAUUAUAAUAUUAAUCCCAUACAUGCACCGAUUAAUAGACUUAUUGCGGUUAAUACAAAAAGGAAAGUUAGGGAAAGUAGUAGUGUAAAGUUUGUCAAUAAUAUUGUACCAGCAAUUUGUGUUAUACCCAACCAAGUACCGAUGGUCACGAGGGACAAUUUUAUAGAAUUUUUAGUUUUCCAUCACAUGAUGGGAUUUGAUUAUUUCACUAUUUAUGAUAGUAUGAUCUCGGAGGAUAUAAUUAGGAGACUGAACUUAAUACCUUCAGAUAUAACUCAGUGGAAAAUACAAUUUUUCCCUCUGAAUUUUCCGUUUGUUUUUGCAAAAUCAUAUGAAGUAGUACGAAGUGCUAUAGAAUUAGAUUGCUUGUUCAGACACUUUAGACUAGACAAAGAAGAUUUAGAGAAAGUUAGCCAUGUCGUAACUUUAUCUUGGGACGAGUUUUUGGUUCCUAGAGUUUAUAGUAAUGUGAAGGCAAUUAUUGACGACCUAGACCCAACCAGAAAAGUACACAGUUUUGAAGUUAAACCAUUACUGUUCUGUCUGAAUCAAAAUGACGAUGAUAACACAAAUAUUGCCUAUCCAGAUAUAAUGAAGAAAACACACUACUAUAUAAUUCCAAAUCAACAGAUAAAAUCUCUGCAUAUGCGAAAUUUGGAUGCGAUGAAAACGUUUGAUGAUAUUUUAAAUUUGAAUUCUAGUAGAAUAAUACCGUUGGAGACAUUAGGUGCCCAUAAGUAUACUGAAUGUAGGGAUCCUAAAACGUACCAACCUGAAUCCUACAAUGAGGAACAGAUGCAAGGCUUUAAACACAGAAUGGAGGGAGCUAUGCUUAGUUUUGCUGAAAGUUUAAAUAGUAACAAGAUGUACAGACUGUAUAGAGCUGGACAAAUAUGGGAAAAGACACCCAGUGACGAAAAAGAUUUGUAAUUUGAUGUUGAAAUUAAUGAAUGGGUGAUUAAAAGAAAGGAAAAUCAAGUAUAUGUCAUGUCAUGUUAAUUUGAACAUCGUUAAUUUAAGAGCUUAUUUCUCAACGUCUAAUUACGACAUUAUUGUAAUAUUACAUAGUAUUAAGGCAAUGAUGUGCAAUUUAGGUUUUUUUUUAUAUCUGUAAAGUAUAGAAGGUUGGUGUAAAACAAAGUGAGAUUGAGUUAAUUGAAAUUAAAGUGUUGAAAAGAAAGUAUUGUACACUUAUGGUAAAUAGUGAGAUGACAUAAUUUAUUCAUUGAAUACUAAUUUGCUUUAAAUUUUGGACUGUAAAAAAAUGAAAUUUUAAUGAGGUUUCCUCAAAAUUUGUGGUAAACAAAAUGUUUGACUCAAGAUGUGGGAUGGAGUAUUUAAAUAAAAACGGUUAGUAAUUCGGACAAUCAAGAAUUAAAUUUUAGAUGUAUAAAGUUUGAACCUCCUAAAUAUUAAAAUUACUUUGAGUUUUGCACAUGAUAUAUUUAACUUUGUGGUAAUUUAAGUAAUUGUAAUCACAAUAACACUUAUCAUAGUUUUAGAUAACAGAUGCUUAAAUGAUAUGAUUCUAGAGGACGUACCAAUACUUUGAAUUGAGCAAUGAGCAAUUAAUAAGUGAUAAUAUAGACAAAUAAACGUUUUAUGUACAACGUUCUUAGAUAUUAGGAAUUUGGGACGAGAGCUGCAAUGAUUUGCUAUUUCUUGUGCGGUAAGACCGUUUUUGUUACACAGAGUCUGGUGGUCAUUGUGCAUUCAAUCUCCAAUGGUGCCAACCAUUGUAAUACUCUAGUAAAAGCGCCAUCUAAAAUAAUAUUUUAGUCGCAUACCAAUACUGAAGAACAAAUAGAUCAUGGCACAGAGUUCGUUUUGGCAUUUACUUAUUUGAGACAUUAAUUUUCGUGGCCGCAUACAAAUUGUAGCUACUGGCUCGAUAACAUAGACACAAAUAAACAAAACCGGGCGAGUUUACACUUUAAGUGCGAUUGUCUUUGAAAAUAGAGUACCCAUUGGGCUAUACCCUUAUAUCUGAAAAUACUGUUAGCAUGUAUGGACCCUUAUUCAUAUUUGUUUAUAGCUGUAUGCUACCAUCUAUUGUGAGGUAGGCACGGUACGAUGUUGUGAAAGCUUAUUUAAUUUUGAAAUAUUCUGCUUAGUAAUCGCAGAAAUAAUAUAACGUGUUAAAUAAUAAGUUACUUUACUAAUAUUAUUAUUAUACAUUA
This is a messenger RNA of Bombyx mori (domestic silkworm), 2972 nucleotides long. RefSeq lists its product as uncharacterized. The transcript has 2 exons. NCBI's taxonomy places the organism in Eukaryota, Metazoa, Arthropoda, Insecta, Lepidoptera, Bombycidae. The coding region runs from base 232 to 1722 and encodes 496 amino acids. Gene Ontology annotation, molecular function: glycosyltransferase activity. The record is from RefSeq and is a predicted model, not a curated record. Gene Ontology annotation, cellular component: cytoplasm.